This is a messenger RNA of Hemiscyllium ocellatum (epaulette shark), 4148 nucleotides long. RefSeq names its product protein phosphatase Slingshot homolog 1-like. Gene Ontology annotation, cellular component: cytoplasm. Gene Ontology annotation, molecular function: actin binding; protein tyrosine/serine/threonine phosphatase activity. Bases 92 to 3964 code for a protein of 1290 amino acids. Gene Ontology annotation, biological process: negative regulation of actin filament polymerization; actin cytoskeleton organization; protein dephosphorylation. NCBI's taxonomy places the organism in Eukaryota, Metazoa, Chordata, Chondrichthyes, Orectolobiformes, Hemiscylliidae. The record is from RefSeq and is a predicted model, not a curated record. The transcript is spliced from 15 exons.
CUAACGGUCCGGGUAAUCAGUCAGCCCCGCCUCCGGGCCUCAGCCUCCCGCAUUUCACCUGCCGGGCAGCUACCUUUGCUUGCCUUCCCUGAUGGCCUUGGUUACGGUGCAACGCUCUCCGACCCCGAGCGCCUCCUCCAGUCCCAGUGUCUCGGAGGGUGGAAGUGAUGAUGAUCGUAGAUUACAACAACAGAGUCUCAGUGACAGUUUCUUCACCGUUAAGGGUGCAGCACUUUUUCUACAACAGGGAAGCAGCUCACAGGUCCCACGAUGUUACCAUCACCACAAAUAUGCAGAAGAUCUCCAACUCCAUCUUCAAGUGAUGAUUAACCACCUCCGCCCUGAAGACAGGAUAAAAUUGGCAGUGCGCCUUGAAAGCAUGUCUGCUCAUCGAGUCCGAUACAUGGUAGUUGUGUAUACGAAUGGCAAUCAGGAUACAGAGGAGAAUGUCCUUCUAGGAAUUGACUUUGCAAGCAAAGAAAGUAAUACAUGUACCAUAGGAUUGACCCUUCCUCUCUGGAGUGAUACAAAGAUUCAUUUGGAUGGAGAUGGUGGAUUCAGUGUGAGUACAGUGGAUCGUAUUCAUAUCUUCAAGCCAGUUUCUGUACAAGCCAUGUGGUCAGCACUACAAAUUCUCCACAAAUCCUGUGAGAUAGCACGUAGAUACAAUUACUAUCCAUCAGGAAUUGCUUUGACUUGGACCAGUUACUAUGAGAGUUGCAUUAACUCGGAUCAAAGUUGUAUUAAUGAAUGGAAUGCAAUGCAAGACUUGCAGUCCAUGCGAGCAGACUCACCGCCAAUGUUUGUCGAUAAACCAACAGAGAAUGAACUAACUGAACGAUUAAUAAAAAAUAAACUAAGGUGUAUAAUGAUGAGCAAAGACUUGGAAAAUGUCACAUCUAAAGAUAUUCGAAAUGAGUUGGAACAACAGAUGAACUGCACUUUGAAAGAGUAUAAAGGAUUUAUUGACAAUGAAAUGCUGAUCAUUUUAGGUCAAAUGGAUAAAGCUACACUAAUAUUUGAUCAUCUUUAUCUGGGUUCAGAGUGGAAUGCUUCGAACUUGGAAGAACUUCAAAGCACAGGUGUUGGGUACAUCCUAAAUGUAACCAGAGAAGUAGAUAACUUCUUCCCAGGAUUGUUCUGCUAUCACAAUAUACGGGUGUUUGAUGAGGAUGCUACGGACCUAUUGGCAUAUUGGAAUGAUGCAUAUAACUUCAUAACAAAAGCCAAGAAAGAUCAUUCCAAGUGUCUGGUACAUUGCAAAAUGGGCAUUAGCCGGUCUGCAUCAACAGUCAUCGCAUAUGCAAUGAAAGAAUAUAGAUGGUCACUCGAGGAAGCCUACAAAUAUGUGAAGGAAAAACGGAAUGUUGCACAACCAAAUGCAGGGUUCAUGAGGCAGUUGGCAGAAUAUGAAGGCAUAUUAGAUGCUAGUAAACACCGACAUAAUAUCUUGUGGAGGCGCAACUCUGAGAGUGGCUUACAAGAGACUGUGAGGGAUCCAAUGUUGCAGAGCAGUAAAGCAUCUACUUCGCUUGACUUGAACAGAUGUAAAACAGUAAUUCAGCAUACAUGUGAGGAACAGAAAUAUAAUGAUGCUGAAACAUCUCUGGAUGUAGCAGUGACCAAUAAGGAUGAAAUUGAGCCAGUUAAUUUUAAUUACUACUUCAGGUGUUUGUCAGAGCCUGGUACAGACAGUGUCUACAACAGGCAGCAGAAAGAGCGAGAACAAUUGUCAGUUCAAGUUGACAAUGUAGAAAAGAAUGAAUUUCAGAUUGAUAAUGAAGACUUCAGGUGUACGGAAGAUAGUGCCCAUGAUACUAGGAUGCUUGCAUCAUCUCAGCUUCAGGAUAGUUAUGACAAUAAAAGCAGACUGCUCGGCCAGCAAGGAAAUACACUCAAAAUGUCAACAGCAGUGGAGGAGCCAGAAGAGGAAAAUGAAAACACAAUGAAUUUGGAUAUGCAUGAUCAAGGUGACCACUUCAUGGUAAAUGGACCUAAUACAGAAAAUAAUGUAGAGGCCAUUGCAAAUCUAAAGGGUAUGCUAGAGCCAGAUUCAACAUCAAGUGUUGAAAGUCAACUCAGUAAAGACAACGUGAAUAAUAACAACAACACAACAAGAAAUUAUUUGAAAGAGGAUGAAGAUCUAACUACGACUGAAACUUCUAACAGUAUCAAACCUAUUAAUAAAUUUGCUUUGGACUGCUCAGACUCAGUAAGUAAUCUUAUGUGUGAGCGAUUUAAGGAUCGUUCUAAAAACUUGUAUCAGGUACAAGUAUGUAGUACCUGCAAUAAAGAAAGCCAAGCAACUAAGUCUAGUGAUUUGGGAUAUUUAUCGAGUCGAGCUUCAGAUGUACAAAUGACUGAAGCUUUCUAUUCGGUUCCCAAUAAAACAGAAAUGACAGAAAAACUUGUUAAUAAAAUUGAUGCCAUUUACACAACUGAUACAAUACUUUUGCAUGAAACUGCGGAAACAAGUGUAGGUUUAAGAACAAACUGUGAAGAACAGCAUCGAAAAACCAUGGUGGCUUAUCACAAUUGCAAAAAUGUGACCAGUAAUUUCCAUACUGAAGUAUUGGUUCUUGAUGCAGUGACUUCAUUGUCUGAUACACACCAAGACUUGAAACAAUUGCCAGUAGUAAGCCCAUAUAUGGGCGGCCAUGAAUAUCAAAAAACUUUAAUCAAUUCAAAUACUAGGUUUGUCCCUUCAGGUUCUAAAGCCGAUGAACAAGUGCUACAGCUUCCCGAAUUCAAAAUGCAUCAGUCAGACGAGAAUUUAAGUCAAUUAACACGUGAUGCUGCAACUUUAGGAAAUGAAUGGGAUAAUAUGGCAGAAAUUAUGGAACAGUCUCAUGGUACGCAUUCUCUGCCAUCUAGUAGGCAACCAAUUAAAGAUAAGUUAGUAGUUUUUCCUAGCAGCAGUAAUGAAAAAAUGAGUGCUCAGCCAAAGAAAGAGAUGGAAAAAUCAAAAAUCCAAAGUUACUUAAUGCAGCAUCAAGAAUCUAUCCUUCAGCUACAGAAGGCUGGCUUAGUUAGAAAACACACCAAAGAAUUGGAAAGGCUAAUGUUUUUAACAUCUCCAAAUAGCCAAAUCGAGAGCCAAAACUUUGAAACAAGGAAAAACACAUUUGCAGACAGAGAUUCCUUGGAUUUGACUGUGCAUGAGCCCACGGUAGCCAUUCAGGAUCUUACACUGUCUUACGAAGAUAUGGAGGACAGUGUGUUGUCUGAGCCUAGCUAUUAUGAGUUUAAUUUUAUGAAUGGCUUAUGCCAGAAAACAUCCACACCUUAUAUAAAUAAUAGAAAUGGAUCCGGAUAUCUCACUAAGGAUCGCUUGCAGCAAAUCUGUGCAACACUGAUACCGUCUCCUUUAACUUCAAGCUUGACUCGUAGCUCCAGCAGUGAUAGCCUUCACAGUAUUCAAGGACAACCUGGUUUGGUGGAACUACGGAGACAGGAAAUUGAAGCCAGGAUGCGUCAGGCAGGACUGACCAUCUGUUCAGAAAUGAAGCGAUCUCAUUCUAUUGCCAAACUUGAAAGCCUGACCAUGCCUAAUGAGGAUCUGUCAUCCAAGGAGAAAGAAGCUGAAACUUUUAUAGGUUCAAGUAACAUUAAAUUGGAUGAGAGUUUAUUGUUGCCUAAUAUUGUUGAAAAAAUGAAGUGGAAAAACAGUCGUUGUGAGGAAAUAGGUACGCAACCAGAACAAACUUCAAUCAUGGAGCCACUAAAAUCAAUUGAGACUUCCAGUUCUAUAUUGGAACAUAAAACUCUGCCUUAUAUUCAGCGCACUGAUCAAGUUGAACACUCCUGCCAAAUGUUUUCUCCUACAAAAUACAGUAUGAGCGAUCCAGAGGUUACACAGCAAUUUGAAGACUUUACUUCUGUUCCUUCAUCUGGACUAAGCCAAUUCCAUAUUCAGAGUGCCAAUGAACUUUGUCCUUUGGCUUCUAAGGAACAGAAUGUAUGAAUUCAUCCUAUCUGGAAGCCCUGAAAGGCAUGUGAGAGAAAAAGAACUAACAACUUACUCUAUAACACCACGUGAUGACUUGGCAAAAAGAAUACAUUCCAAUCUUCCUUUUAAACACAAGAACUUUAAACCAAAAAUUCUCAUCUGUUAUCUGAUCUCUAACAGCUCAGAAAAUUAUUCAAAA